This is a messenger RNA of Lagenorhynchus albirostris (white-beaked dolphin), 2898 nucleotides long. It is a transcript of the gene SHB, whose product is annotated as SH2 domain containing adaptor protein B. Lineage: Eukaryota; Metazoa; Chordata; Mammalia; Artiodactyla; Delphinidae. Gene Ontology annotation, molecular function: phosphotyrosine residue binding. The record is from RefSeq and is a predicted model, not a curated record.
AUGGGGGCGGGGCGCGCGCGGGCCCAGGGAGGGCGGGGCCGCAGCGCGGGGCGGGCGCUGGCGGCCCGAGUGUCACACACGCGGCGGUUCGGGAGGCGGCGACAGCGGCAGCAGCAGGCGCCGCCGGGACGGGCACGGGCGCGCGGGCUCGGGCGGGCGCCGGCUGCCUCCUCCCUCCCUCGUCGCUUGCUCGCUCGCUCGCUCUCCGGCCCGCUUGCUAGCCGGCCGGGUCCGAGCUCGCUACAGCGUUCUCGGGAAGGAAGAAGUGGGGGGCCGAGGACGCCGACAAGUUCCAGCAGUACCGGGAAUCCGGGCCAAGGCGGUGGCUGCGGUUCCGACGGGGCAGGAGCGUGCUCCGUGGCGGAGCGCACGGCCAGAGCGUCCGAGGAGGGGGGCGCCCGGGCCUUUAGUUAUCUGUGGGGCCGCGGCCGGAUCCCAUGAGACGCGCCCGCGAAGGGCACGAGAUCCGAAGCCUGGGAGGCGCGCGGAGGAGGCGGAGGGCGGUGCUGCAGCGGCCGGAGCCCGGGAGCGGCCGGCAGGAGGCGGAGGAGAGAACUUGAACUUGGCGUCGGGAGCGGGCGCCCCGGACGCCCCUCGCCGGGGCGGGGGCGCCGAGGGACCUGGGCGGCAGCACUGCCCCCCGAAUGGCCGCGGCGGCGGACCCGGCUCCCGCGCCGCGGCCCUAGGCGGCCUCUCGCCAUGGCCAAGUGGCUGAACAAGUACUUCAGCUUGGGCAACAGCAAGACUAAGAGCCCCCCGCAGCCGCCGCGGCCCGACUACCGCGAGCAGCGGCGCCGGGGCGAGCGGCCCUCGCAGACCCCCCAGGCCGUGCCGCAGGCCCCCUCGGCCACCUCGGCGUCCUGCGGUACGGCCGCCGCCUCCUGCUUCUCGGCCUCGUCGGGAUCGCUGCCCGACGACAGCGGCAGCACUAGCGACCUUAUCCGCGCCUACCGCGCACAGAAGGAGCGCGACUUUGAGGACCCCUACAACGGGCCCGGCUCGUCUCUGCGCAAACUGCGCGCCAUGUGCCGCCUGGACUACUGCGGCGGCGGGGAGCCAGGCGGGGGGCAGCGGGCCUUCUCGGCCUCGUCCGCGACGGGCGCCGCGGGCUGCUGCUGUGCCGCCUCUGGCGCGGGCGCCGCCGCGUCCUCGUCCUCGUCCUCGGGCUCCCCUCACCUCUACCGCAGCAGCAGCGAGCGGCGGCCCGCCACGCCAGCCGAGGUGCGCUACAUCUCCCCCAAGCACCGCCUCAUUAAGGUGGAGAGCGCCGCGGGCGGUGCCCCAGAACCCUCGGGGGGCUCCUGCUCAGGCGGUCGCACCUGGAGCCCGACGGCCUGCGGAGGCAAGAAACUGCUCAACAGGUGUGGCGCCUCGGCCGCGGAAGAGAGCGGUGCCGGCAAGAAGGACAAGGUGACCAUCGCCGAUGACUACUCAGAUCCCUUUGAUGCCAAGAAUGAUCUGAAAAGCAAAGCGGGAAAGGGGGAGAGUGCUGGCUACAUGGAGCCCUAUGAGGCGCAGAGGAUCAUGACAGAAUUUCAGAGGCAGGAAAGCGUCCGGUCCCAGCACAAAGGCAUCCAAUUAUACGAUACCCCUUACGAACCCGAGGGCCCAAGCAUGGACUCCGACUCAGAGAGCACGGUCAGCCCCCAAGUGCGGGAGAGCAAGCUGCCCCAGGAUGACGACAGGCCCGCUGAUGAAUACGACCAGCCAUGGGAAUGGAACCGGGUCACCAUCCCAGCUCUGGCAGCCCAGUUUAAUGGCAGUGAGAAACGGCAGUCAUCCCCCUCGCCUUCCCGGGACCGGCGGCGCCAGCUUCGAGCUCCCGGAGGGGGCUUCAAGCCCAUCAAACAUGGGAGCCCCGAGUUCUGUGGGAUCCUGGCAGAGAGAGUGGAUCCUGCUGUCCCACUGGAGAAGCAAAUAUGGUAUCACGGAGCCAUCAGCAGAGGAGAUGCGGAGAACCUGCUGCGACUCUGCAAGGAGUGUAGCUACCUUGUCCGGAACAGCCAGACCAGCAGGCACGACUACUCCCUCUCCCUGAAGAGCAACCAGGGCUUCAUGCACAUGAAACUGGCCAAAACCAAAGAGAAAUACGUCCUGGGUCAGAACAGCCCCCCGUUCGACAGUGUCCCAGAAGUCAUCCACUACUACACCACCAGAAAGCUGCCCAUCAAAGGGGCCGAGCACUUGUCCCUCCUCUACCCUGUGGCUGUGCGGACCCUGUGAGCCCCUCCCUGCCCUGCGACAGGGCCCAGACGUGGAGGAGCCGGUGGCCCCUGCCGACCCGCCCGGCCGCUGUUGCCAGCCGUGUCCAGUUUGUGUCGUGUGUAUGGUACUAGCACACCACUGCAUGUCUCUAGAAUGCUGUUGCCACUCAUGGGGGCUGGAGAAGGCCUGGAUAAAGACUGAGGGACGGCCAGCCCGCCACCGCAGCCCCCUCCCCCAACCCCUCUUCGAGUUUCUGUGAAUUAAAAUAUUUGCAAAUCCAAAGAGAUGCCUUCCAGGAUGAACAAAGGAGAGCAGCUCCGAGGGGCGGGGCGGGAGCUCCCGGGGUUGCGGCUCUUUGUUCUCCAGCCGUCAGGAAUUCACACCUGUGUAUGGGGUGCAGUUUUCCCACCGGGGCCCCGCUGGUGCUGGGAGCCAAAUGCUGGUGCUUUGAGAGCCCUGAAGGCCCUGGGAAUCCCGCCUCCCCUCUGGUGUGUGUGUGUCAGCGUGUGUGUGCGAGUGUGAGCACAUACGUGGGAGAACAUGGCCACACACAGAUAUAAGCCCACUAAUCCACUUUUAGUCAUUCAGUGUAAUCUUUAGGAGAUCUCCAAGGAAUCAUUGUGCGGUCAAAAAAAGGAUUCAAUUAUUUAUUGAAUUAUUUAGGCUGUGUAAAUAAAAUAGUCAUUUAAUAUA